AUGGUGCAUUGGUUCAAAAUAAAUAACAAUAUCCGAAAAGAAACCUCAACAAUUUGAACUUAACUAAAAUGGAAGUAUUAAGGUUCACUUGACUGAUGUGCUAACAGAAACUUAACAUGUAGAUAAAUAGAGUGUCUGGCAUUUAGUAGAAGCCAGUUCAAUGCAUGUGCGGUUUGGAUCCGUGCGGCCGCCGUCCGUCCCAUCGGCCUCUGCUGCCGUUGUUGGGAGCGAGUGAGAUUCCGGUGUUGGGUUCCUAGUGGCUGUCGAGAUGUGGGGUUGAGCUACCGGUCUGCCCACCUUCGGGAUCCCGCCGUGCGCCAUCCAGUCUCCCUCUCACCUGCUCCGGGCCGGAAUCGGGUGAGUGCUUCUGCUGAGCGGCGGAAGGUUUGGGCCCCCCUCCCUAGGACUUGCAGCCGUGGAGCGUGGACUGGGCCUCUGUAACAGUUGGGGACGGACUGAGAGAGUCAAGGCCUCCAUGCUCACGCCCUUUUCUGAAGAGAAGUUGUUUGCAAUGGCGUCACGCUGCACACAGCAUGUGUCCACAAACAGAAGGUCGAUCGUGACCGAAAUGUUUCUGAGGUGAAAAGUCGUGGUUAUGACACCUGCGAAUAACGCCUCCACCCUUCUUCCUACAACUUUCUGUCCUCGAUUUCAAAUGACAUUGUACUUUUUUCAUUUGUUAUUAGUCUUGAGCUUAUUUUGUUCUAAAGUAGUUUUUGGACACAAACAUUUCUGCCUUAGAGUGGAGAUUAUUACCAAGAUGACUGAUAUUCGCCAUUCCCUUUUGAGGCGAGAUGCUUUAAGUGCAGCAAAAGAACUCCUGUAUCAUUUGGACAUAUUCUUCAACAGCCAGCUGCAGAAUGUACCUGGUCCACUGGUUGACAAGUCCACCAUUGAACUGGUGGAGGAAUUUAUUUUUCAGCUUCCAAAAGAACGUAAUACACAGCCAAAACGGUUAAGUUCAUUACAGGAGCUACAAUUGCUGGAGAUCAUGUGUAGUUACUUCCAAGAACAGAGUAAAGAUGCAGUUCGACAGAUCAUCUUCUCUGCACUGUUUGGUCCUCAGGGUAAUAAAGCUGAUGAAAAUAGGCUGGCUAUGUUGGGAAAACUUGUAUCCAUGGCAAUAGCAAUUUGUCGUGUUCCCAUUUUGGAAUGUACUGCAUUAUGGUUGCAGCGAACGCAUGCGGUAUUCUGUGUGAAACUUGCAAAGGUACUUGUUGAGGAUUACUGCAUAUUGGUACCAGGAUCUGUGCAGACAUUAAAGCGAAUUGUUCAUGCCAGUCCACGGUUUUGCUGUCAGCUGAUCACUGCUGUCACUGCAUUAUAUGACCUUUCAACAGAUGAUCUGAUUCCUCCUCAAGAUUUACUGGAGAUGGUUGUAUCGUGGGUAUACGAAGAUCCACGGUUGACACUUAUUACAUUUUUGAACAGUGCUGCUAACCUGCCCCGUGGAUUUUUGGAACUAACACCUCUUCCAGGCCUGAUACGAUGGUGUGUGCUCGCACCUUUGGCUUACAAAAAGAACUGUAACGCUUCUUCAGCACAAUCCUUAGUGAAUGGGCAUACCAAUAAAGUAUGCAAGGAGGUUGAAAGUGAUGGAAAUAAGGACUUCAAAAUCCUUUAUUCAAAGUUGCAUUUAAGUGUUCUUCAAGUUCUUAUGAUACUUCAAGGUCAUUUAACAGAAAAAAACUUGUAUGGACGAUUAGAACUCAUCAUGUUUGAUCAUGUAGAACGGCUUGUUGGAGACAUUAACAAAUUAGUUAAAGAACUUAACCCUUCAAAUCCUGUGAAAGAGGUUGAACUCACAUUGGAUAGAUUAGCUCAAGCUCUGCAAGUUGGUAUUGCUUCAGGAGCACUACUGUGUGCAAGAGAUGACUUGCGAUCCAUCUGCUCUGCACUUCCACAUAACAACUUGCUUCAGUUGGUUUUGACUGGACCAGUACAACAGUCUUCACACACUGCAUUGCCACCGGGAUUCUAUCCACAUAUACAUGCAUCACCUGCUCGAUAUCCCAUGUACUCAACUCACCCAGUGCAGACAUAUAUGCCGGGUAUGGCUUUUUCAUAUAGACCAAUCCGAUGAAACAUUGACCAUUUACAAAAAUUUGAUGGGAUACCUCUUGGAUAUGUAUAAUUUUGCAGUGAAACUAAUUGUGAAGAAUAGUUUCAGUACCCUUUUUUUUACUGAAAAUUUGUACUACCAGUGAAGAUGAAAUGAAUUGGUGGAAGCCUGCUGUGCAUUUUAUAUUUUCGUAAUGAAGUUUACCGAACUUUUACAUACAGCAGUAAGAUGGUUAGGGUUUUUUCACAUCCACAAGACUACCACAGAUUUCAAAGCAGAAGAUUUUCUUAUGAAUUGAUUGUAUUCAUUUGUUAAUUAUCUGUAACUUAAUAUUGUUUGAGUAUGUUGUUAAAUUGCCUUGUCUACAGAACCUUUUUUAUAAAGGGGUGUCUUUUUAAAAAACUGUUCUGUUACCUCCUCUGGUAGUUAUUCUUGGAUAAAACUGGUAUAUUCUGUAUAUUGUAUCAUAAAGCCAGCCUCUUUUAAAUAAUAGGUUUUAUUUUAAAUUUCCUUCAUUUUAUGAAGCCUCUGCAUUUUAAGAGAAUAUGUAAAAGGUUACAUCAAGAUUUGUAUCUUUCUUUAUUUGGAUCAAUAUUGAAGAAACUGCAUUUAAGUCAUCGAUAUUUUCAAGAGUAAACAAAGGAGCAUUGUCACAUAAGAAUAACAGUUAAACUAUAUUCAAAUAUCUGUUGUAAAAGAUGGGACCAAUGUACAGAUUACAAAAACGAAAUCACUUUCAUCACUCAGGGAUUAUUACACUUCUGGUUCCAAUUCUAAAAAUCUUCCAUAUGACCAGUCAAUUUAGUUGAUGUUCAUAGUAGAAUGGAGAAAAUGGAUUAUGCAAUCUAUGAUAAUGAUGUAUUUCUCUAACUAAAAAUCAAUUUUGGAGAUAGGUUCUGGACAGUCAUUGAAACUGCUGGCUGGACUCUGCAAUGUUUAACUUGACAGAGGAUUUCUGCAUUCAAAGCACAUCUUUUUCAAGGCCUUCAAGCACCAUACUCCCUAUCUGUCUUAAGCCAAGUGAAAUAUUUCACUUUUCACUGAUUCUUUGAAGCAUCAGGACCUUACAAACUGUUCAUGUUGGCAAUUGGAUCUUCCUAUUCAAAGGCCUUAUUAAUGACUUUAUUUAAAAUGCACCUAAAUGAAUACCAACUGUAAUUUGGAAUAUUUUGGACGUCAUUACUGAGGUCUGGACCCUUAAUGAUUUUAAAUAUUUCUCUUGUCUGUCAGACUCCUCUGUACCAAGGAGAAUAACUCCAUCUUCAGUUUGACCAUGUACCUAACAGUCCCAUAUCUGUUGUGUUAUUUAAAAAAUUCUUCUACAUUUUCUCUCAGCUUUUUAUGAAUUUCCAUAUAUAGGUUCCCAACAUGAGUUAAUGCUGCAUUUAUGGCUAAAUCACUGUUUUAUGAAUGAAAAUAAAUAAACUGCAGAUGCUGUGUGUUGAAAGAUAGAGGACCUUAUAACAUCAGUUUUGUAAUUGUUAUUCCUGCUUUCCUGCUGUUGCACUCCAUUCAAACAAGUGGACAGAUUUCUAUCUCUAGCACACCUCCCCCACUAAUGCCUUGAUGUUUGC
This is a messenger RNA of Hypanus sabinus (Atlantic stingray), 3636 nucleotides long. It is a transcript of the gene ints15, whose product is annotated as integrator complex subunit 15. Lineage: Eukaryota; Metazoa; Chordata; Chondrichthyes; Myliobatiformes; Dasyatidae. The record is from RefSeq and is a predicted model, not a curated record. Bases 596 to 2083 code for a protein of 495 amino acids. The transcript has 7 exons.